AUGUGUGGACAACGACUGCUGUUCUUGGUGGCCUUUGGCUGCCUUUUGGCCAACGCGUUUUCGCUUCCGGCGACCAGGAAUGAGGAGUUCGACGAAGGUUUCCAUCAGUCCGAGUUCGACUACGAGGAGAGGCACACAAGGGAGAUUCCGGCGCAGGCCUAUGCCCCACCGGUCGUUUACAAUUCCCAGUCCAGCUACUCGCCGGCGAAGGACCAAGGAUAUUCCGCUCCUGCUGCUCCGGCUUAUUCACCUGCCGCGCCAUCGUAUUCAGCGCCUGCAUCACCCAGCUAUUCAGCGCCUGCAUCCUCCAGCUACUCAGCGCCUGCUGCCCCAUCGUAUUCAGCACCAGCAGCACCCAGCUACUCAGCACCUGCAUCCUCCAAAUACUCAGCGCCUGCAGCUCCCAGCUACUCAGCACCUGCAUCCUCCAGCUAUUCAGCGCCUGCUGCCCCAUCGUAUUCAGCACCAGCAGCACCCAGCUACUCAGCACCUGCAUCCUCCAGCUACUCAGCACCUGCAGCCCCGUCGUAUUCAGCACCAGCAGCACCCAGCUACUCAGCACCAGCAGCCCCGUCAUAUUCAGCACCUGCAUCCUCCAGCUAUUCAGCGCCUGCUGCUCCAUCGUAUUCAGCACCAGCAGCACCCAGCUACUCAGCACCUGCAGCCCCGUCAUAUUCAGCACCUGCAUCCUCCAGCUAUUCAGCGCCUGCUGCUCCAUCGUAUUCAGCACCAGCAGCUCCCAGCUACUCAGCACCUGCAUCCUCCAGCUACUCAGCACCUGCAGCCCCGUCGUAUUCAGCACCUGCAUCCUCCAGCUAUUCAGCGCCUGCUGCUCCAUCGUAUUCAGCACCAGCUGCACCCAGCUACUCAGCGCCCGCUGCCCCAUCGUAUUCAGCGCAAAAGGCGUCGUCGUACUCGGCUCCUGUCGCCCCAAGCUACUCUGCUCCGGCUGCUCCAGCUUCGUCGUAUUCAGCACCGGCUGGUCCUUCAUAUUCGGCUCCUGCUGCACCUUCUUACUCAGCACCCGCCUCAAGCUAUUCAGCGCCCAAGGCUCCAUCUUAUUCAGCUCCAGCCGCUCCAUCAUACUCCGCACCUGCAGCUCCCUCAUAUUCGGCUUCUGCUUCUCCUUCAUAUUCAUCAUCUGCAUCGUCAUCCUAUUCAGCUCCUGCGGCUCCAUCUUAUUCAGCUCCGGCCGCUCCAUCUUAUUCAGCUCCUGCAUCUUCAUCUUAUUCGGCACCCGCCGCUCCAUCGUAUUCGGCACCUGCAUCAUCUGGAUAUUCAGCAGCACGCGCGUAUUCAGCGGGUUCUGCAGCACCAGCUUCUGGCUAUUCAGCGCCAAAGGCUUCUUCCGGAUACUCAGCACCAAAGGCAUCCUCCGGUUACUCAGCGCCUGCAUCGUCCGGAGCAGCUGCUGCUCCAUCGUACUCAGCUCCAGCGUCCUCGUCUGCAUCUUCCGGUUAUUCAGCGCCAGCCUCGAAGUCAUCGGGUUACGCUCGCUUCGAAAUGGAUCAUCAGAGCCUUGGUAUGGCGAGGACCGCAGGCGACUACGGAUCAGCGGCUCCAUCGCCAGCUUAUGGUGGAGCCUCCCUCCCCUCACCGCCGUGUCCCAAGAACUAUGUGUUCAGCUGCUCGAGCGUUUUCACUCCAGCUCCGUGCAGUCAGGGAUAUGGUUACUGA
Messenger RNA from Drosophila erecta, 1677 nucleotides. Its product is annotated as DNA-directed RNA polymerase II subunit RPB1. The record is from RefSeq and is a predicted model, not a curated record. The coding region runs from base 1 to 1677 and encodes 558 amino acids. The transcript has a single exon. Lineage: Eukaryota; Metazoa; Arthropoda; Insecta; Diptera; Drosophilidae.